AUGGUGCUGCCACGACCAAACAGCACACUUCUGGACUCCAUUUCCAACGCCGCAGAUCGUCUUGAGCAUAUCGCUGUUUCCUUUGCUUUCGACGCACAGACACUCUUCCAUAGGCUCAUGCAGACAGAUUUCAAAGCGCUCAAGACUCUCGCACUUACGUCUUCUUUCAGUAAUUAUUCUGAGAGCCUCCUAGUUGAUGCUGCAGAGGCAGUGACGAAGAUGCACGCUCUCCAACUUCUAGAAAUUUGGAAUUUCGAAGCUGGUCAAGCUGACGUUUUCCGAUACGAGAGACUCGAUCGAUACCAAGGUCAUAUCAUUUGGCAUAGCACCGAGGACCGCGAGCUCUCUUCAGUCGUGGUACAGAGUUGGAAAGAUCUGCUGAGGACAGGUCAGAGUGGGCUCGAAGUCAAAUGUAGCAGUUUUCCGGUGGAGAUGGAACGUCUUCAGGAUCUUCUGCCCCAUUUGAAGUUGGGCCAGCAGAUUCUUCGUAAUUUCACCUAG
This is a messenger RNA of Fusarium musae, 501 nucleotides long. RefSeq lists its product as uncharacterized. Bases 1 to 501 code for a protein of 166 amino acids. The transcript has a single exon. Lineage: Eukaryota; Fungi; Ascomycota; Sordariomycetes; Hypocreales; Nectriaceae. The record is from RefSeq and is a predicted model, not a curated record.